Phaeodactylum tricornutum CCAP 1055/1 is the source of this 1372-nucleotide messenger RNA. RefSeq lists its product with no specific name. Lineage: Eukaryota; Bacillariophyta; Bacillariophyceae; Surirellales; Neidiaceae. Bases 71 to 1075 code for a protein of 334 amino acids. The record is from RefSeq and is a predicted model, not a curated record. The transcript is spliced from 3 exons.
AGAGGCGGACGACAGAACCGCAGCUCUCCUCCGGCCAUAAUCGGUAGAAACGAUCGAAAGAAGCUGGAAGAUGGGAGAGGAUCAGACGAGCGUUUUGUUGACGCACCGGCUUCGAACAAGCGACAACGACGAUCGGCAAUCUCGUUUUAACGGAACUGCUGUGAUUCUCAUCGUGUUUAUCAUAAUAUCCUGCGCCAUUUGGUUGCCGGCGUGUAUCAGGAAAUGCCGUCGGUCUGCUUUGCACAGAAACCAAUUUCAAGGACAAGGCGCCACCCAGACAACCCGUAACGUCCCAAAUAGUAAUGUACAGCGUAUGGGCGGAGUCAUGGCGGAGCAGAUUAUCGAAUCACUGCGGCGUCUCAUGGAGCAAAGCAGAGAAAAUGAAGGUGUCGAAGGAGCUGCGCUGGCCGAUCGCAAAGAGUACAUCGAGAAUGUCUUAAUGACCAAGAAUGUCGAGCUCGGAACGAAUAUACGAAAGUUAGAAGAGUCCUUUCAUAGGAGCACAAACGACGGAGCUGAACCAUCAUUAAAUGUGGUCGGAUCAGAGGGAAGCGCAGAACUUCAACCAUGGCAGAGCGACAACGAUAACGGACAUGAAUGCUGUGCCAUCUGUUUGAGCGAUUACCAGGAUGGUGAUGUGAUCGGUUGGUCACACAAUAAAAACUGCAAACACAUAUUUCACCGAGAAUGCAUAAGCGAAUGGCUACUGACACAUGAAGAGUGUCCCUGUUGCCGACACUAUUACUUGUUUUUCAUGGAGGAUGGUGACCUGAACGGUCAAUCUCAAUCUCCUUUACCACCACCCCUACCUGCGCCUCUCUCUCGUGAGGAAGAGCAAAGUUGGACGCUGGAAAGAGGCCUACGGAUAUUCUAUAAUUUGACAGGGAGUCCAUCACAAAACUACUCAGACACAGGAAAUACAGAUACACGAGGGAGCGAUGUUGAGCUUGCACGUCCAGCAAUAAGAAAUGCGAAUGAAGACUCUUUUUCAAUCGGACCUGAUGUUUCCUCAACCGACAAUCAAAGUGGUGUGAUCGUUGUCGACCGCCCGAUCCCAGGUAGAAGAUCACCUUAGGCACACCCGGAAAUGUACAGUCAGAGACGCACUGGCAAACGCCGAAGCUGAUGAAGAAGUCAAAUUGGUCGUUGAAAGGUACUACGGGACGUAGUAUUUGCAGCUGAGAGAUGAACCAAGUAGGUAGUCGAAUGCGAAGCUUCUCCAAAACUUUUUUUAUUAUACAACUGCGCAGCUCUCAAGAGCAAUGCGGCAUUUUUGGGAAACAUCUGCAGCUAUCUUACGUUGGGCACUUGUCUGAUCCUGCUUUUAAAUAUCGAGUGACUGUAAUAUAGUGCUAUAGAGCAAUCUUUCUGC